This is a messenger RNA of Pelmatolapia mariae (spotted tilapia), 1946 nucleotides long. It is a transcript of the gene nmu, whose product is annotated as neuromedin U. The transcript has 9 exons. The record is from RefSeq and is a predicted model, not a curated record. The coding region runs from base 71 to 538 and encodes 155 amino acids. Gene Ontology annotation, molecular function: neuromedin U receptor binding. Gene Ontology annotation, biological process: regulation of smooth muscle contraction. Lineage: Eukaryota; Metazoa; Chordata; Actinopteri; Cichliformes; Cichlidae.
UGAGAUACAAGCUGUCAGAAGAGCAAGAAGUCAAAAGACAAAAGACACCAAAGGCCAGCCAAAGAGAGAGAUGAGAACCUUUCAGAGCCAAAGUCAGCGCGGAGCCUUCAGCACCCUGCACAGCCUCAGCAGCAGCGCCAUGAGUCCACUCAGCACGGCCAGCAUCACCUUCGCAGCCCUCCUCAUCUUCACCAUACCAGUCUGCCAAAGUGCUCCAGCAGAUCUUCAGCAGGCAACAGCAGAUCAGGGGCAGCUACUCAGAGAGAUUGAUGCCAUAUGCUCAUCCUACCUCUCUGAAGACCUGAGGUUUUUGGCAUCUGAUGUCUUAGGAGAACUCUGUGUCUUGAUGCUGGUUCAGAAAUCAAAGGAGCUGAAUGUGAGAGAAAAUAGCAAAAGGUUUUUGUUUCAUUACUCUAGACCACAAGGUUCUGUCUUGUCAAAGGGAGGGGCCGACCUCCAGGGACCUGGAGGAAUCCAGAGCAGAGGCUACUUUCUCUAUCGGCCACGGAAUGGGAGAAGAUCCUUAGAGUAUGAAUGAACUAAAGAGUCUCCACCUCUGAAGCUUAGUGUACAGAGACAAAACAGACCCUGAGACCCAGGCUGCUGCACCGCCACUGAGUGAUCCAGACAUCAAACACAUCCCUCUGCCUCUGCUUUAUAGUGAUGUUUGAAUGUAGACAAUGGAUAUUAAUUAAAACACUAUUAAUUUAUCCAUAUUUUUUUUGUGUUAUUAAAACUGCUAUCUGUGGCUGGGUGUAGUUGUGUAAUUUUGUUUCAGUGUGAUUAGUCCUAUUUCAGUACAUUUGAAAACAGUGUAAAAUAGAGUGAAGGAGUGAAUCAGUGAAUUAAGCUUUUACAUAAAAUAGUAAGAGUAAUUUAAACAUUUGUUUGAUGUACAGUUGUAUAAUGUGUAAUUUUACUAAUAAUAAAGUUACAGAUGGUAAAGUAAGUUCCUCCUACUGCAGAAGCCUCAGGUGUUGAGGCUCUGAUAAUAAACCAGCACUCUAUCUGCUUGGUUAUCUGGGGGGUUGGCUGGGAUAUUUUCUUUGUUGUUCUCCACCUUUUGUGGUGAUUUUUCAUGUGUGUGACAUCAGACAAUUUAUUAAGUACAUCUGGAACUCCACCACCAGCCUGAACCACUGAUAACAACGCAGGUUGGAACCAUGCUUUCAUGUUAUUUACACCAAAUUCUGACUCUACUCUCUAGAUGUUCAGCAGAAAUCAAGACUCAUCAGACCAGACAAUGGCUUUCCAAUUUUUAUUGUCCAGUUUUUGGCCACCUGUGUGAUUGUAGAUGACAGCAGGUGUGGUCAUCUGCCGAUAUCAUAUGCUUCAAUAUUCAACACGUGCAUUAAGAGAUCUUCUUCUGCAUUCCUUGGUUGGAAUGAGUAGCCAUUUGACUUAGUAUUGCCUUCCUAUCAUCUGAAGGCGGUCUGGUCAUUCUCCUCUAAUCUCUGACAUCAACAAGGCAUUUCAACCCAGAGAGUUGCUGAUCAUUGGAUAUUUUCUCUUUUACAGAUAAUCCUUGGUUUACAGAGGAAGGUGUGGUUAAAAUCCCAGUGGAUCAGCUGUUUAUGAAAUACUCAUUCCAGCCCAUUUGGAAAUAAUAACCGUGCCACAUUUAAAGUAACCUGAAUUCCCCGUUAUUCCCAUUCUGAUGCACAACAUAAACAAAUAACACGACCAUGUCUACGUUCCUAAAUACAUUGAGUUGCAAUUGACUGAUUAGAUAUUUGGAUAUAAGAUAUUAGAUAAUUACUGGCAGGAUUUUAUUCAAUUACUUAUUUGGUCAAUUAAAAGUGCAAAUUACCAACCACGGAACACGAAUGUGUAAUUACUAUUAUCAACAGUAGAUGUCGCUAUCAUCAGCCAGUUAAAGCCUCUUUCUUUGUAUUCUGUUUUCGAUGCUGGUGUGUCGCUUUAAAGAGGAAGGAAAUGUAUAUAAU